GUUAGUUUCUUCAUUUAUGGUUUAAAUAAAUACUGGGGUUUCCAUUAAGUUGAGAAAAAACAUACUCCACUAACAACUUGGGCUGUUGGACAUUUUUCCCCUUUUCUUGGUCUGAAUCUUGGGUAUCACUAAGCUUAGUUAAGAAAAAAGAUUAUUUUUUUAAAAAAAAAAGCAUAUAGUAUAUGGGUAGUGAGAUAGAAUAUCUAUUUACACAGAUCCCUAUGGCUAUAUGGAAUGCAGAGGUGCUAUCCAACAUUGCUUGCUGAAACUCAUUCUCUUUGUUUAGUUUAAAAGGUCCAGUUUUUGUUCUCUUUUUAAGAGUAAGAAAGAAAAGAAAAGAAAAAAAAAAGAAUGAGAAACUACAACAAAGAGAGUUUUGGGCUCUUUUCCUCACCUAGAUUGAAGUGAAGUGAAGACUUCUUUUCCUCUUUUACUUGUGUGAGUGGAGCAAAAAUAUUUUCUUGGGGUUCAUAAGUUCUUGCUGAAUCUUGAAAUUUUAAAGAAAGAAUAUAACUUUACAACUUACAAGAAGAUGAAGUCCAUGAAUGAUGAUAGCAGAAGCAGCAACAACAACAGCAGCAGUAAUAAUAGUUGUAAUAAUAAUCAUAACAGUGCAGCAGCUAAUAGUAACUGGUUGGGUUUUUCUCUCUCACCCCACAUGAAAAUGGAGGUUACUAAUUCUUCUGAAACUCAACAUCAACAUCAAUUUGCUCAAAGUUUCUAUCUUUCAUCUUCUCCUCCUCCUCCUAUGAAUGUGUCAACAACCUCUGCUCUCUGUUAUGAAAAUAAUCCCUUUCAUUCUUCCUUAUCUGUCAUGCCACUAAAAUCUGAUGGUUCUCUUUGCAUAAUGGAAGCUCUAUCAAGAUCUCAUGCUGAUGCUAUGGUGCAAAGCUCUUCACCUAAGCUUGAGGACUUUUUAGGUGGUGCAACUAUGGGGACAAGUCAAUAUGGAAGUCAUGAUAGGGAGGCUAUGGCUUUAAGCUUAGACAGCUUAUAUUAUCACCAAAAUGAUGAAGAGAUUCAAGUUCAUAGUCACCAUCCUUACUAUUCUCCCAUGCAUUGUCAUAGCAUGUAUAACCAAGAAUCACUGUUGGAAGAAACAAAACCAACUCAUAUUUCAAACUGUGAUGCACAAAUCACUGGAAAUGAGCUGAAAAGUUGGGGCCACUAUGCAGAACAACAUGCUAUUGACCAACACAUAAAUGCUACCUGCAGCAUGGUUGCUGCUGCAGCAGCAGCAGCUGGUGUUGGUGGUACUUCUGGUUCUGGUGGUGGUACCGUUGGUUGUAAUGAUUUGCAGUCUUUAAGCUUGUCUAUGAAUCCUGGUUCUCAGUCCAGCUGUGUCACUCCAAGACAAAUUUCUCCUACUGGGCUGGAAUGUGUAGCUGUAGAAUCAAAGAAGAGGGCUUCUGGUAAAGUUUCUCAAAAACAACCUGUCCACAGGAAAUCCAUUGACACAUUUGGUCAGAGAACUUCUCAGUAUAGAGGUGUUACUAGACAUAGGUGGACAGGUAGGUAUGAGGCACAUUUGUGGGAUAAUAGUUGCAAGAAGGAAGGGCAGACCAGGAAAGGGAGACAAGUUUAUCUUGGUGGCUAUGAUAUGGAAGAAAAAGCUGCAAGAGCAUAUGAUCAAGCUGCACUAAAAUACUGGGGUCCUUCAACUCACAUUAAUUUUCCAUUAGAAAACUAUCAGAAAGAACUAGAUGAAAUGAAGAAUAUGACCAGGCAAGAAUACGUUGCACACUUGAGAAGGAAAAGUAGUGGAUUCUCAAGAGGGGCUUCAAUUUACAGAGGAGUGACAAGGCACCAUCAACAUGGAAGAUGGCAGGCUAGAAUUGGGAGAGUUGCAGGGAACAAAGAUCUUUAUCUUGGCACUUUUAGCACACAAGAAGAAGCUGCAGAAGCUUAUGAUGUUGCUGCAAUCAAAUUCAGGGGUGUAAAUGCUGUUACAAACUUUGACAUAUCGCGAUAUGACGUUGAAAAAAUCAUGGCUAGUAAUACUCUACCUGCUGGUGAAUUAGCUAGGAGAACCAAAGAAAGAGAGCCAAGAGAGUCAAUUGAAUACAACAACAACAUAAGUGGUGGUGGUGGUCAGAAGAAUGAGGAAUGUGUUCAAAAUGACAACAAUGGGAAUAUCACAGAUUGGAAAAUGAUGUUGUAUCAAACAUCUAAUCCUUCUCUAGGAUCGAAUUAUCGAAGCCCCACAUCAUUCUCCAUGGCAUUACAAGAUUUGAUUGGCAUAGAUUCAAUGAAUAAUUCAAGUAAUCAUGCCACAAUUCUUGAUCAUGAUCAACAGAACAAGAUUGGUAACCACUUUUCAAAUGCUUCAUCUUUGGUAACAAGUCUUGGUAGUUCAAGAGAAGCAAGUCCUGAUAAAAGUGCUACUGCCUCAUUAGUCUUUGCAAAGCCUACAAAAUUCGUCGUCCCCUCGGUUGCUAGUACUGUCAACGCUUGUAUUCCCUCAGCUCAAUUGAGGCCAAUUCCAGUCUCCAUGGCUCACCUUCCAGUGUUUGCAGCUUUGAAUGAUGCAUGAGAAAAAAUGCAACUAUUGCUUUUUUGGUUACAUGUUGUAACUUGCCUUUUUUUUUUUGCAUGAACAAGAAAAAGAAAACAAAUUGGUAGUGGUUGGUUGAAAAAAGGUGAAAAGGAAAAGAAAACAAAGGAAGAUGUCGGAUUUUAGUAAGUAUUUUUAUAUUUUUUUUCCUAAUUUUGAAUGUAAGUGGAUGACUUUAGGGUACUAAUGGACAGACUAGGUGGGGGGACCAGGUUACCUGUCUGUAACUAUGUAUUGGAAACUUUUUCAAACUCGAAAAAAAAAAAACUCUUCUAAGCA
Solanum dulcamara is the source of this 2833-nucleotide messenger RNA. RefSeq names its product AP2-like ethylene-responsive transcription factor ANT. NCBI's taxonomy places the organism in Eukaryota, Viridiplantae, Streptophyta, Magnoliopsida, Solanales, Solanaceae. The coding region runs from base 533 to 2533 and encodes 666 amino acids. The transcript is spliced from 10 exons. Gene Ontology annotation, biological process: regulation of DNA-templated transcription. Gene Ontology annotation, molecular function: DNA-binding transcription factor activity; DNA binding. The record is from RefSeq and is a predicted model, not a curated record.